Clupea harengus (Atlantic herring) is the source of this 2755-nucleotide messenger RNA. Its product is annotated as adenylate cyclase type 9. The record is from RefSeq and is a predicted model, not a curated record. Gene Ontology annotation, biological process: receptor guanylyl cyclase signaling pathway; cGMP biosynthetic process; intracellular signal transduction. Gene Ontology annotation, cellular component: plasma membrane. NCBI's taxonomy places the organism in Eukaryota, Metazoa, Chordata, Actinopteri, Clupeiformes, Clupeidae. Gene Ontology annotation, molecular function: adenylate cyclase activity; peptide receptor activity; guanylate cyclase activity. The transcript is spliced from 9 exons. The coding region runs from base 455 to 2653 and encodes 732 amino acids.
CGGGAACAUUCGAUCCCGGAUGAACGAAGGUUAAAUGUGGAAAACACGAGUGUUCUGAUGGGUGCAAGAAAUGGCUAAAAAAACUGCAGCUUUAUUUUGCUUUAAAAUUGACUGUCCAAUUUUGGUAAACAGUCCAGUAGCCUGGGUCAUCAACUUGCUCAACAAUUUUCAGCACUGUAUACCAAUUUACUUUCAUCCGCAAUACGUGAAAACUGGAUUGUAAAGAAGCCCACUUGCUGUUAUUUUUACUCAGCAACCUCUUGCCAUUAAAUUCUCACUUGAUUAUUAAACCUACGUCACUGCAUGUUAUUCAGCCUCUCGAGCAGAAGUGUCGAAUGAACCCAAAUGGAACUGUCUCCGCCGAGAUGACGUAGUCAUUCCGACCAGCGGAUCGAACGCAUAACGAACUGAGCUCACGGUUUCACUCCGGCCGUUGACAGACUGGACUUGUCCCAUGUCAUCAUUGGAAUACAUGAAAAGCGACUGUUUCGCCUCUGGGACCUUGUCGUCUGCCUCUCUCAAAGGGACCAUCACUAAAAUUAAAAGCAGACGGUCAAAGAAGAGGAACAAGUUCUUACGUAAAGCAUCAGAAGACCGAGAUACUGAAUGCGAUGUUUGCAGGAUCCCUCCUCCCUGUGGUUUUGGUGGCGGCAACCGCACGGUGCGCCGGAUCUUCAUUGCGUGCGCCUUGUCCAUUUUCGCGCUGUUUGGUGCUGUGGCUAUGGAUUUCAACACGCGCACGGCCGCGUGGCGUGCAACUGAGGCUUCAUUGAGUGAGCUGACCUCUUGUCGGACUAACGCCACUCUAAAGCUCGUAAUGGAUCUUCAGAAUAUGAGAAAUGUGUGUAUAACAGAGCUAAAUGACGCCAAAACGGUGCAAAACGCGUGCUCCAGCCCCUUGGCUGUUUUGAGACGUGAGAUGACGGCGUGCGCUCAGGUGAACACUUCUGGUCUGAGAUCUCGCUGCGGCACGCAGUUAGAUGAGUACUGUGCGCAGCUGCAAAGGAUUCACUCACAACUUUUCAACACAACAGAUACUGAUUUGGAUGGUAGGACACUCGGUUUCACGCUGUCCAUAGCCUUAUUGCUGGAUUAUUGGGGAAAUACUGAAUAUGAUAUCAGGCUCCUGAAACUGACUCCAGACUGGGUAGAAGUUUUAUCACUGAGGCUCUUAGUGAGCUUCUAUGAGCUAACCCACCAGUUACUAGAUUCUCAGCAGAUUAAAGACCAUCUUGGGUUUCAGCAUAAGUGGUGGUCCACUCUCAACAGCCUCACCAUGGCCAAACUCAUGUGUGAGAACCUGGACCGGUGCUGGGCUAAGAACAUGGACGUGGCGCCGGACUCCCUCUUUCUUCUGGAAGCCCCCAAUAAUCUGCUGCCUGGCAACAGCUCAGAGGGUGUUCUCGGGGUGCUGGGCCCCGCGUGGGACACGCAGGAGUGCUUCGUGGGGGCCGCCGGCGUGUCCCUGAGACUCCGGUCACGAGACCUGCUCUCCAGCCUCAGCCUGAAGCUGUGCCUGCUCAGCCUGGCUUGCCUCAUCUACCCGGCCGUGCUCUUCUCCUUCAAGCAGAUGACGGAGUGGAUCCAGAACUACGCGCGCAGCCUCAAGGAGCGCACCGAGGACCUGAAAGGGGAGCGGCGGCUGGCAGAGAACCUUCUCCAUCAGAUGCUCCCCAAGUCCGUGGCCAAACAGCUCAGGCAGCAGAAACACGUAGAGGCGGAGAGCUACGAGCAGGUGACCAUUUUCUUCUCUGACAUUGUGGGCUUCACAUCCAUAUCUGCGUCCUGCACGCCACUACAAGUGGUGGAGAUGCUGAACAACCUCUACAUGUGCUUUGACACACGCAUCGACUCCUACGAUGUCUACAAGGUGGAGACCAUAGGCGAUGCUUAUAUGGUGGUGAGCGGUCUGCCUGAGAGGAAUGGCGAUAGGCACGCGGACGAGAUCGCCAAGAUGUCUCUGGACCUGGUGGCGGCUGUGAGACAGGUGUCCAUCCCACACAUGCCCAACAAACGGCUACAGCUCAGAGCCGGCAUACACACAGGUCCGUGUGUGGCUGGAAUCGUGGGCUACAAGAUGCCUCGCUACUGUCUGUUUGGAGACACCGUCAACACUGCCUCGAGAAUGGAGUCCACUAGCCUACCCCAGAAGGUCCACGCCAGCUCAGCCACCUAUCUGGCCCUGAUGAAGGACAACGCCUACGAACUACAGCUCAGGGGGGAGAUUGAAGUGAAGGGCAAAGGCAAGAUGAACACGUACUGGCUGGUGGGCCACAAGAACUUCAGUGUUCAGAACGACAGUCUGGUGUGCCACUGGAACCCCAGCAUGGCCCGCAAGAAGAAAACUCCUGUAGGAAGCAACGUCUCCAUGGCCAACUCCAGCCUGACCAUUCAGAGUGUGAGUGAGAGCACGACACCUACCUCCCAGCUCGAGCAGCCCCCGUCCCAGCAUGCCCUGCAGCCAUGGUCAGAGGUCACGGUGUGUGUGUCGGCGCAGGUGGAGAACUGCGCUGACAACUCUGGCACACUGGGCUCCAUGCUGGGGGAUCUGGAGGGUCUGGAGGGGGCCCUGGGCGAGGGGAGCCCCAGGAACAGUGCCUCGACGGCGGACGUCAAAGAAGAUCUGCUCCCUGGAGCAGUGCAGACCACAUGAGGAAGGAAAGACUGACAGAGGGAGCAGGGAGGUGUGUGUGUGAGAGAGAAUGACUGUGUGUGUGUGUGUGUGUGUGUGUGUGUGUGUGUGUGUGUGUGUGUG